Messenger RNA from Coffea arabica (coffee), 766 nucleotides. Its product is annotated as replication protein A 70 kDa DNA-binding subunit D-like. The record is from RefSeq and is a predicted model, not a curated record. NCBI's taxonomy places the organism in Eukaryota, Viridiplantae, Streptophyta, Magnoliopsida, Gentianales, Rubiaceae.
AUGAGUUGCAAAAACUGUUGUCGAGCUACAGCAGCAGACUAUGAAGUGGUGUUUACCUGUAACUCAUGCAAAGAGAAACAUCCUGCAAUACCUAGAUGUCGCUUUGAUGUCGAUUUGACCGAUAGCACUGGAGUGAUCCCAGCCUCAGUAUUUGGCGAAUUGGCAGAGAAGCUAUUGACAUUUAAUGGACUAGAAGCAAUGCAGCAUUUUGAUCAGAAUGUUGAACUUCCACUCGAGUUUGUCCAUAACGAGCUUAAAUCAAAAAUGUUUCUGCUCCAUAUCAAACCUGUGCAAACACAGCUGGCAGAUGCGAGGCAGCGUUACACAAUUAUAUACUACUCUGAAAUUGAUGAUCCAACUGCUUCUAUCCAGUUAACAAGUCAAACAGAAGAUGACUCUUCUUUCCUUGGCAAAGAAGUUGACAAUGUACGGUUGGGGACUCCAGGAGGAGACAGUGAUCGGUCAAAGAUUUGUGUUCGGCUUUCUGACAGAUUUGAUGAACCCCAGAACGUUGAACUAGAUGUGGAUGAAAAUGCAGAGUGCAGCUCUAGCAAGAAGCAAAAACUAAUCUAGCUUGUUGCGGUUCAGUUUUGCAUCCACCUGACUCUUAGAUAUUGCCUAACAUGCUAUCGUAUAUUUUUGCAACGUUCCUUGUGCAUUCUUAGAAGGCUCAUUAAUGUAUUAAUGGAAGAUGUGUUUUUUGUCCAUGAGAUACCCUUUAAACCCCUUUUGGUCUGGGACCUUUUACCUUUGCUGAUAAGCUGCA